Saitoella complicata NRRL Y-17804 is the source of this 2988-nucleotide messenger RNA. Its product is annotated as DENN-domain-containing protein. Gene Ontology annotation, biological process: regulation of Rab protein signal transduction. Bases 1 to 2988 code for a protein of 995 amino acids. The transcript is spliced from 2 exons. Lineage: Eukaryota; Fungi; Ascomycota; Saitoellomycetes; Saitoellales; Saitoellaceae. Gene Ontology annotation, cellular component: cytoplasmic vesicle. The record is from RefSeq and is a predicted model, not a curated record.
AUGCCAAAGUCUUCAUCGGGGUUGGGGUUUGAUGAGAUGUUGACGAAGUUCACGUCGGCACGGGAUAACUUCAUCUUGAAGCUCGAGACGCCGGGGACUCAGCAACCUGUGGUCUCUGUUCCGGCCGUCUCGGAGACGUUGAGCGUACCGCAAGCUACGCCGAAAGCAUCGAAGCAUAUAUCGCGGGCGAGGAUUGAGGAUGAGGAUGAAGAUGACCCGAUAGCUGCGCUGUCAUCAGCGCCUCUAACAAGAAAUUCGACUAGGUCGCAUAGCCGGAGUCCGUUUUCGCCAGGAAGUUUCUCCGGGAGUUUUUCGGAUCUGGUGAGAGGGCCGUCAUUCUCAAGAAGACGGACAAUGAAACGGCAAGGGUCACAGCGGACGUUACAGAGGUCAUCGACAGUAAUCUACAACGACUUCAUUCUCGAACCAGAUCCGCUAGUCCUUCCGCCUGGUACGCACCCGAUGAAACAAAAGUUUCCGCCAAGACUGCUAUCGAGGUGGCCAUUACCAGAAAUGCAGGCUGAGACGGCCGCGCGAGGUGGGUUUCCGGAUUAUGUCCCUAUGUUCGCAUUCCCCAACGAUUGUCGCAUUCAACUCGCGGACGAGAGACCGCAAUCCACUUGGCAUGGAUUCGUGAUGACGAAGGGUACGGGAGAGAACAUUCAUGGAAUGUGUGUCGUGAUCUGGGUUCCCUUGAGUCCGGAGACUGCCGCAGUUGUCGAUGAGCAAUGUGAGAAAUGGAGCGAACGUCACAUGACCUUGGAAGAACGAGAGUUGGCUGCGAGUUUGAGUUCGAGGUUGGCGGCUGAGAGGACGAAGUUGAGUCAUCUUCUCACCGGGUUGGCAAAAUCAGUUCCGGGUCCGGAUCGUGAGGCUUUCGAGGAGAGAAUCACGCAGUGCGAGGAGAAGAUUGGAUUGUUAACGGAGACCCUGAAACCUAUUCGACAUGGAACUGCGGCGAAAGUUGAAGGACUUACGGAGAUGGGAACUGGGAUGUGGGUACCGCGUGCGUAUGGACUCCUAUCACGUGAUGGCAGCUUCCAGACACUGAGGAGGGAUUGGCUAAAGGCGAUCUGUACGCCUAUGCUGACGGGUGAGAUCAUCGGUGUCCCGCCUUCGAGUCCGAGGGUAGGGGUGUUCCUUCCUCUUGAGAGGUAUGCUGUGAAUAUGUGCGGUGAUAUCCCUUUGCCGACAAGGAGGGAUAUACAACUGGAGCUUGCAGUGAGAGAGUUGCGGUUGUAUGCAAUGCGGGAAGCACCGAAUGAGCUGCCAGGGUGGAGAGAUGUGGAUCUGUAUCCCCUGUUCAGGGCAUUGGGUUUGAGUAAUGUUAUCGUGUUGGUUGAGGCCGCGUUAAGUGAAGCCAGGAUCAUCUUUCGUUCGGCGCAUGUCUCGAUGUUGCAUCUGGCUGCAAAGGCAUUGACGCACCUCAUUUGGCCUUUGAAAUGGACGGGGGUGUAUAUCCCAAUCUUGCCGGCUCGUCUGGCGUCGUGCCUCGAGGCUCCGGUGAGCUACAUCAUCGGUAUCGAGAAGAGGUUUGAAAACCUUACGUUGCCUGAGGAGGACUUUGUCCUCUGUGAUCUUGACAAUGAUCUCAUCAUCGCCCCGGUACAACCUCCGACGCUGCCGGCACCGCAGAGGCGGAAGUUGGCGCAUUUGUUGAGUUUGGCGGCGCCGUUGCACUUGAGGUAUGGUGUGCAGAAGGGUCCACCGCCGUAUGCGGUAUCGACGUUUCCCAACAAGAGCUUCGUUGCGAGCGCGGAGGUUGCGACGAAUGUUAGGAGGCCCAGUACGCUGAGCAAACUCCUGCUACGGAAUUCCACGGCGUUUGGAGAGCGAAAUGUGGAGUAUAAGUCCCAGGAGCCGGUGUUCAAUGCAUUUUUACAGAGCUGCGAUGAGAAGGUCGUCAACUACAAUCAGAGACCGACAACACCGUUCUCGAGAAGAUUACCGAGUUUCGCAUCCAGUACUACUAACAGUCCGACGAGGCAUGGAAGUCAGGCCAGCAUCACUCCGACGAUCUCCCGUGAGAAUUCACAGGCUAGAAGAGCGAGCACAUUGGGACUCGAGGGACGUAUCGAACGGAACCGGAGUACUUCUAUCGAUACGCGGUUCUCGAUGGUGCUCAGACCAGGUGCUAUCUCCGUUUCGAGUAACUACAACGACAAUGCUUCAACGUACGGGUACAGUCCAUCACUCUCAGGACAAAGCACCUUCGCCGGCUCGAGUGUCUUCAACUUGGACGUUCUUAGCCAGCCUAUCCGACCACCUACGGCAGGUGAAGAUAUGUGGUGGUGCGAAGGCCACUGCAUGCUGUGGAAGGAAGACAUGAACACUGUACCUACGGAUUGCACGGUAUGUGGGGAGAGGAGUGAGGUGUAUAUGUACGUUUGCCGUGAAUGUGGGAUGAUGGUUCAUCAUCGUUGUAGGGAUGCGGUGACUUUGCCGUGUUUACCGGUGUGUUUUGAUGCGGAUAAGGUCCGUGCGGCGUUUUUGAGGCUGUUUGCGAGCUUGCUGUAUACACAUCGGAGGUUCUUGGUGUCUGUCAGCAGAGGCAAGAGGAUCAGCUCUGAUGGAGCACUGUUUACGUUUGAUCAGGAAGGGUUCGUGAGAAGUGUCCCCAAAGAUCACGGAAGCUAUCUCAACAUGCUACUCGAGACACAGGCUUUCAGUGAGUUCAUCCACGAGCGGUGUCAUAAGAUGCCGGAUGAUCCGGAGGUGAUGUUGUUUGAGCAGGUUGUCAUGACGAAGAAGAAUAGGGGGCGGACGGGGCUUAAGUUGGGAUUCAUUUCUGAAUGGGAGGGGUGGGAGUGCACAGGUUCAGACGAGGCGGGCACCGGUACCGCAAGGAGAUGGAUGGGAUCGGACCGAGGCUCAGGCGGGACGGACGCCGGACAAGUUGGAGAAGGGGUUGAUGGUGCCCGGAUUACUGGAUCAGACGCGGCCGAAGAGGCGGCCCGUGAACGGCACGUCACCGUGAAGAAUAGAUGA